AUGGGUGCCAGGGUCGAAGAAGAUUUGGCCAAGCCUUAUAAGCCGAGUAACCUCUCAUGCUUUUCACUGCAAAUAGCCGAUUAUGAUUUUCAAACGAAGAUUAAGAUGCCAUCCCACAUCAAAACAUAUGAUGGGACUGAAGACCCUAAAGACCAUAUUCAAAUCUUCACUGGUGCAGCUAGAAUCGAGAAAUGGUCGAAUGCUGAAUGUUGUCUAAUCAAAGGGUUGCUGGCGAAUUUCUCCCAGCAGAGGCGAUACGUUAAAGAUGCUAUAGUAAUCUUUCAGAUAAAACAAAGGGGUGAUGAAAGCCUUCGAGAGUUCAUUGAAAGGUACAAAAAGGAAGGUCUCACGUAUGUCCUGGCAGAUGAAAAAAUGAGAGUGGCCGGUUUUAUAAACGCCAUUACAUCCAAAUAUCUCACAAGAGAUUUCAACAAAUCUCUACCCAAGACCUUGGAAGAAGCUCUCGAGAGGGCUGAAGCCCACAUCCGGGGAAAGGAGGCAGUAGACAUUAAAGAGCAAAGGAAAAGGGGAUCCAGCUGGCGAGGCAACAGCCCAGCUAGAAAGAGGGGGAACUAUAACUCCUAUGACAGACGCCAAAAGGGUUCAGAGCAACGAAGGUCUGAAGGCCGGAACCCUUCCAACAGGGAGAAAGGCAUAAGUUUCACACCCCUUACCAAGACCCCUCAAGAAAUCCUUGCUACAGAAGAAGUUAAGCAAAACUUUCGGCCUCCUAAACCUCUCCCUAAAAGCAGGAAGAACGAGAAUUCCACCCAAUAUUGUGAAUUUCACAAAGAAAAGGGGCACCACACCAAUGAUUGCUUCUAG
This is a messenger RNA of Helianthus annuus (common sunflower), 825 nucleotides long. RefSeq lists its product as uncharacterized. Bases 1 to 825 code for a protein of 274 amino acids. NCBI's taxonomy places the organism in Eukaryota, Viridiplantae, Streptophyta, Magnoliopsida, Asterales, Asteraceae. The record is from RefSeq and is a predicted model, not a curated record. The transcript has 2 exons.